AUGGAGUAUCUUUUGAUCCUUGCUCUCUGCUCCCUUGCCGUCGCUGCCUCGGCCCAGCUCCCAUCCCAGGACAUCCUGGCUCUCCUCGAAUUCAAGAAGGGGGUCAAGCAAGAUCCCACUGGCUACAUCCUGGAUUCGUGGAACGAGGAGUCGAUCGAUUUCAAUGGUUGCCCUUCUUCCUGGAACGGCAUCGUCUGCAAUGGGGAGAAUGUGGCCGGGGUGGUGCUCGACAAUUUGGGAAUCGCCGGGGACGCCGAUUUGGGCACUUUCACGAAUCUCACAUUGUUGCUGAAGCUUUCCAUGGCCAACAAUUCGAUCUCGGGUGUUCUUUCCAGCAGCGUGGGAGACUUCAAGAGCUUGAAGUAUCUGGAUAUCUCCAACAAUCUGUUCUCUGGGGGCCUUCCUGAAGAGAUUGGUAAGCUGAAGAGCUUACAGAACCUGUCUCUGGCAGGCAACAACUUCUCUGGCCCGCUCCCCCAUUCCAUCGGGGAGCUCUCCUCGAUCCAGUCGCUGGAUUUGAGCAGGAACUCCUUCUCUGGGUCGCUACCUUCGACGUUGACGAGGCUCAGGAGCUUGGUGUCACUCAACCUCUCCUUCAAUCUGUUCACCAGGAGAAUGCUGACCGGAUUCGAGGAGAUUUCCUCUCUCGAGGUGCUCGAUUUGAGUUGGAAUCGUCUGGAGGGUGGGAUCGACUGGACCUUCUUGAUGCAGACCAGCGCCGCCCACGUCGAUCUCAGUGGGAACUUGCUGAUCAGCUUGAGUCCAAAGGAGUUCGUUUUUCUGUCGGAUAUCUCCUCCACUGUGAAGCACUUGAAUCUCAGCAAGAACCAGUUGACAGGGUCUCUGAUUAAUGGAGGCGGACUGUUGACUUUCGGGAGCUUGAAGGUGCUGGAUUUGAGCCAUAAUCAGCUGUCGGGGGAUCUGCCCGGGUUUGACUACGCUUACGACCUUGAAGUCCUCAGGCUCGGACACAAUAGCUUCUCGGGCUUCGUUCCCAGUGCUCUCCUGAAAGGGGACUCGCUUGUUCUCUCCGAGUUGGAUCUGAGCUCAAAUAAUCUUACUGGUAUGCUUUUUUCUCUAAUUGUUCCAUCUGCAACUAGAAAUGGUGAUUCAAUCUCCGCCCAUUGGCUGAUUUCUUUUUCUUUGCUCCAUUUUGUCGCAUUAUCUAGAGAAAAUGCAACCAAUCGUAGAUAGCUGCAUGAAGAUAAAAUCCAAGAUUGUGGGCUAAAUAUAGCCUAGAUCAGGCUCCAUGGGUAGAAGAUGUGGGUAGUUAGUUCGUACAUCUCAAUCGAUGAAUUAAUUAGCACAUUUUUGUUGCAGGGCAUAUUGGGAUGAUCACGUCAACAACUCUACAGAUCCUCAAUCUUUCUUGGAAUUCGCUCUCUGGGGAGCUCCCGCUGCUCACUGGAAGCUGCAUCACGCUGGAUCUAUCGGGAAAUAAGUUCACUGGGAACCUCUCUGUGAUGGUCAAAUGGGAGAACGACGUCCAGUUCAUCGAUUUGAGCAUGAAUCAGCUGACGGGUCCCUUCCCCGAGUUGACUUCAGAGUUCCUGAGGCUGAACCACCUCAACCUCUCCCACAAUCUCCUGGUCAACUCUCUCCCUGCCAUUCUCGCUCAGUACCCCAAGCUCACCAUCCUCGAUCUCAGCUCUAACCAGUUCAGCGGCCCGAUUCUGACCGACCUGCUGACCUCCCCGACUCUCCAAGAAUUCCAUCUGGAGAACAAUUCUCUCGAAGGUGGGAUCGUUCUUCUUCAGUCCCAAUCUUCUGAGAAGAAAUCAGACCUUCGAAUCCUCAACCUAUCGGGCAACCGUUUCAAUGGAACCUUCCCAGAUGAUCUGACGGCCUUCACAGGCCUGCAAGAACUCAACAUCGCGAGGAACAACUUCUCCGGGAGGCUACCACCUUCCAUGUCCAAGCUCGUCUCUCUCACCUCCCUCGACAUAUCCCAGAACAGCUUCCAUGGCCCUCUGCCUCAGAAUCUGCCCUCCACCCUCGCAUCCUUCAAUGCUUCCUACAAUGAUCUCUCCGGGUCCGUGCCCGCCGGCCUGAGGAAGUUCCCCGAUUCUUCCUUCCACCCCGGAAACUCCAUGCUGAGGUUCCCAGACGGCGUUCUUGGAUCUGGCAAUGCACCGAGCGGGGUAUCUUCCCGCAGGUCCAUGAAGAGGUUCAUCAGAGUGGUGAUCAUAGUGUCCUGUGCUGUUGCGGUGGUGAUGCUGAUUCUCCUGGCCAUCGCCGUGCAUUACAGAAGGGCCCUGAUUCGGGCCAGGAAGAAGGAGGCCUCUGGGGGCAGCUUGACCGGAACCAGCGUGGUGAAGGACGGCGGAGAGAGGGUGAGGACCUUGGUUGUCUCUGCAACUGAUCUGGUUUCUCCGAGGAAAGCUUCCACUUCUGCUGAGAUCCCCAGAUCAAGUGAGAAAGCGGUUGCCAUGGCCACCGCCGGCGGCGGCGGCGGCGGUGGGUUUUCUCCGACGAAGGACCGCCGGUUUUCAUGGUCGCCGGAAUCCGGCGAGUCAUAUCCGGUGGAGAACCUGGGGAGAUUGGACGUGCCGUCGCCGGACUUGCUGGCCGGAGACCUCUUCUUCUUGGACGACAACAUCACGUUGUCGCCGGAGGAGCUGUCGCGGGCGCCGGCGGAGGUACUGGGCAGGAGCAGCCACGGAACCUCCUACAAGGCGACUCUGGAGAGCGGCGUCCUGCUAACUGUGAAGUGGCUGAGAGACGGCGUGGCUAAGCCGAAGAAGGAGUUCGCCAAGGAGGCGAAGAAGUUUGCGAAUAUCCGCCACCCCAACGUCGUCGUCCUCCGCGGCUACUACUGGGGUUCCUCGCAGCACGAGAAGCUCAUCCUCUCCGACUUCAUCUCCCCCGGCAGCCUCGCCGUCUUCCUCUACGGUACGUAAAACCCUUCCUUCCUUCCAUAAUAAUCCUUCUCCCAUCAUCCUCUGGUUCGAAACCCUCUAACGCCGCCGCCGACCCACAGAUCGCCCGGGGAGGAGAGCGCCGCCGUUGGGAUGGACCCAACGACUGAAGAUCGCCGUUGACGUCGCUCGGGGGCUGAACUAUCUUCACUUUGACCGGGCUGUCCCCCACGGGAAUCUCAAGGCGAGCAACGUGCUGCUGGAUGGGCUCGAGCUUAAUGCCCGCGUUGCCGAUUACUGCCUCCACCGGCUGAUGAACCAGGCGGGGACGAUGGAGCAGGUCCUCGACGCCGCCGUGCUUGGGUACCGCGCGCCGGAGCUGGCGGCGGCGAAGAAGCCGGCGCCGUCGUUCAAGUCGGAUGUCUACGCCUUCGGGGUCAUCUUGCUGGAGCUUCUGACGGGGAGGUGCGCCGGCGACGUCAUCUCCGGCGAGGAAGGCGGCGGCGUCGCCGAUCUGACCGACUGGGUGCGGCUCAUGGCGGCGGAUGGCCGCGGGUCCGAGUGCUUCGACCCGGCCAUGGCGGCGGAAAUGGCGGGCCCAACGGCGGCGAAGGCCGCAAAGGAGGUUCUCGGCAUCGCUCUGAGAUGUCUCCGGCCGAUGUCGGAGAGGCCCGGUAUCAAGUCCGUCUACGAGGAUCUCUCCUCCAUAUGA
This is a messenger RNA of Spirodela intermedia, 3570 nucleotides long. NCBI's taxonomy places the organism in Eukaryota, Viridiplantae, Streptophyta, Magnoliopsida, Alismatales, Araceae. The record is from the annotation of a GenBank genome assembly.